This is a messenger RNA of Eucalyptus grandis, 1407 nucleotides long. RefSeq names its product NDR1/HIN1-like protein 6. Bases 118 to 960 code for a protein of 280 amino acids. The transcript has a single exon. The record is from RefSeq and is a predicted model, not a curated record. Lineage: Eukaryota; Viridiplantae; Streptophyta; Magnoliopsida; Myrtales; Myrtaceae. Gene Ontology annotation, cellular component: plasma membrane.
UGAAGAUUGAUUCCACACUUGCCUUGGCCUAAGAAGUAAGAAGCAUCUCUUCCUUUCUUUCUCACUUCUCACUUCUUCACUCUCCUCUCUCUCUCUCUCUCUAAGCCACCAUCCAAAAUGGCGGACAGAGUCCACCCAUCGGCCAAACCCGCCGCCGCCGCCACCACCAACGGCGCCACCGCCGCCGCCACCACCACCGCCACCGCCAACGGGGCUCCCACAACCGCGUUCCCCGCCGCCAACGGUACUCCCACCAAGCCCCAGCUCUACCGCCCGUACCGCCCGCAACCCCCCAAACGCCGCCGCCGCCGCCCCCGCUGCAGCCUCUGUUGCUGCUGCUUCUGGACGAUCCUGCUCCUCCUCUUCGUCGCCCUCCUCGCCGCCAUAGCCGGCGCCGCCCUCUACGUCCUCUACCACCCCCACCGCCCCGCCUUCUCCCUCUCCUCCCUCCGCACCAACGCCCUCAACCUCACCACCGCCUCCGACGGCUCCGCCUCCCGCCUCACCACCCUCUUCAACCUCACCCUCAUCUCCAAGAACCCCAACUCCCACACCUUCACCUUCUUCUACGACCCAUUCCUCGUCUCCCUCUCCUCGGCAUCGGGCUCCGUCUUCCUGGGCAACGGCUCGAUCCCGGCGUUCGCGAGCUACCCCAAGAACCAGACGACCCUGAGGGCGGUCGCGUCGGGGAGCACGGAGGACGUCGACGCCGAAUCGGUCGCUGCUCUGAGGUCGGAUCUGAAGAGGAAGAACGGGCUGGCGCUGGAAAUUCGGAUGGACACGAAGGUGAGGGUGAAGGCGGGCGGCCGGAAAAGCAAGAAGGUCGGGAUCAGAGUGGUCUGCAGCGGGAUCAAGGGAGUGUCGGCCCCGAAGGACAAGAACGCGACCGUCGUCGCCGACGUCGCCGACUCCAGGUGCAAGGUCGAUCUCCUGAUCAAGAUCUGGAGGUUCACUUUCUGAUCUCGAGAAUCGAAAUAUUUUUUUCUCCUCUUUUGUCCCCUUCUUUUUCUUUUGUUUUUUCUAGCAAAUUCCUUUUUUUUUAGAAUUUUCUGAGGAUUACUAACGGAUCAAUCAUGGUGUUCAAGGAGGAGAAAAAAAAAAGAAAAGAAAAAGAUUAGUGCAUCAAGAAAAGAAAGGGUAGAUUAUCUUCUUUGCUUUUCCGAAUUUUAUUUAAUUAUGUCGGUGUGAUAGGGUAUAGUUUUCGGCACUUCUUUCCUUUAUGGAAAUUGGAAAUUGCUUUAGGAGCCGUUGUUUUAACCCCCUGACCCACAAAGGAAGGGGCCAAAAAAUAGAACGUGUGUUUGCUAACCCUAUAGUCGGGUGUUAGGGUCGUGAAGUAUUUUCCUAUCAAUUCUCCGAGGAUUGUAAUUGUUAUUUGUUAUUAUCAAUAAUAUCAUGUUUCAAGAA